AUGCAUAGUCACUACGCCCCCACCUUCAUGGCAGCGAAGAGUCUCUCCAGAUCAGAACUCCUCAAGAAACACCACCAGAGACCCACAGGGAAGAAAUCUCACUGCUGCUCUGACUGUGGGAAGAGAUUCACCUCCUCAGCAGACCUCAAAAGACAUCAGAGAAUCCACACAGGAGAGAAACCUUAUAGCUGUGCUCAAUGUGGGAAGAGAUUCAUCUCUUCAUCAGGCAUUACAAUUCACCAGAGAAUCCAUACAGGAGAGAAACCUUAUAGCUGCGCUCAAUGUGGGAAGAGAUUCACCACCUCAUCUGGCAUUAAAAUUCACCAGAGAAUCCACACAGGAGAGAAACCUUUUAGCUGCUCUGACUGUGGAAAAAGUUUUGGUACUUCAGGAUGUUUAAAAUCACACCAGAGAACACACACAGGAGAUAAACCUUAUAGCUGUGAUCAAUGUGGGAAGAGUUUUACUAAAGCUGGCAGUCUGACUAAACACCAGAGAACACACACAGGAGAGAAGCCUUUUAGCUGCUCUGAGUGUGGAAAGAGUUUUGGUACUUCAGGAUGUUUAACAUCACACCAGAGAACACACACAGGAGAGAAACCUUAUAGCUGUACUCAAUGUGGGAAGAGUUUCACGCAGUCAACCAGCCUGAUAUCACACCAAAGAACACACACAGGAGAAAAACCUUACAGCUGUACUCAAUGUGGGAAGAGUUUUACUCAGUCAGGUGGCCUGAAAUCACACAAGAGAACACACACAGGAGAGAAAGCUUAUGGCUGUACUCAAUGUGGGAAGAAUUUUGUAUCAUCUGGCUAUCUGAAGAUGCACCAGAGAACACACACAGGAGAGAAACCUUAUAGCUGUGAUCAAUGUGGGAAGAGUUUUGGUACAUCUGCCUAUCUAGAGAUACACCAGAGAACACACAGGAGAGAAACCUUAUAGCUGUAAUCAAUGUGGGAAGAGUUUUGGUACAUCUGACUUUGCAUCAGUGGACACACAGAGGAGAGAAAUCUUAUAGCUGUGAUCAAUGUGGGACGUGAUGGUGCACCAGAGAACACACAUGAGAGAAACCUUAUAGCUGUG
This is a messenger RNA of Salmo salar (Atlantic salmon), 1083 nucleotides long. NCBI's taxonomy places the organism in Eukaryota, Metazoa, Chordata, Actinopteri, Salmoniformes, Salmonidae. The record is from RefSeq and is a predicted model, not a curated record.